Necator americanus (New World hookworm) is the source of this 2949-nucleotide messenger RNA. RefSeq lists its product as uncharacterized. Bases 1 to 2949 code for a protein of 982 amino acids. The record is from RefSeq and is a predicted model, not a curated record. Lineage: Eukaryota; Metazoa; Nematoda; Chromadorea; Rhabditida; Ancylostomatidae. The transcript is spliced from 24 exons.
AUGUCGGAUGUGUCGAACUCCUUCUCAGCUUGGGAGACCCUGCCGGAGGACGAACCUCCGCUGUGCAUCGCAGUUCGACGCGCAGUGUCACCUCCACGCCACUAUGAGGCGAGUGCGAGAAAUACGAGUCAUGUAGAUGCUGAUGUUCUGGAGGAUGUUCACUGUGUCUUAUCGAAUAAGGAGUUUUCACCUGCUACGAGACUCGCCGCAGCCAAGGUCUUGGUACAUGCUCAAAACAUCCAUGGAGGAGACGAAGUUACUUCUCGUCACCCAGGAGUUGACUGGGUAGUGCUGACAGCCAUGCUUGAAGCAGCUGACAUCGAGCAUACAGCAAAAAUUAUCAAGAUCUGGAUGGUAUGCUUCGAGAAGCGCCGUAUUUAUGAUUCCGAUGACGAGGCUAUGUUUCUUGCCACGUUGGCAAGGAUUCUAACAAAAAAGGCUGGCGAAUUGGUCACUUUCUUUGCAGAAGAAGAAAUGAAGAGCUUAAGAAGAAAUGUAUUGAUUACAUAUGUGUUAUUAGCUGAAAUGGAGCGUGGAUCGAAAUUCUUUGAAACUGCCGUUCACUUUGUUGUGAAAACAUCAUCCGAAGAGGAAAAGCACGUUCAUUUCUGCCUUGACGAACUUGCUGUCCAUCUCCGUGGUAGGUAUGGAAUUUUGAAGAUAUUCCUCCGGGAAAAUAGCCUUCCCGAGAUUGAAAAUGUAGUGGAGAAGAUCUGCAGACAGCUGAAGCAGCAGUUACACAGUCAACUGAUCACCAAUGCUGCAGCUGACCUGAUUGCAGCUCUGGUGCUACGGUUCCCUACAUCGACUGGAUUGUUGAAAUUGUUUUCAGAAAAUAUAACGCAUCAUUUGAAAUGUAUACGAUCGAACGUACUACGAUGGUUUGGACGAAUUGAUGUCACAGAAGAAAGUUGUCAAUUCUUCUUCACGCUUCGAGAUUUUCUUCGCGAAAGGUUCUUGAAUAUUGAUGAGGACCUUUGGCCGCCACACAUAUGGGAGACUGAGGAUGUGUCCUGCAUUGAUCCUCGAUGGGAUUGUGAGGAAGCCGAGGAUGUGCUCUGGGAAGCUGAUCGAGCAUUGGAUGCUUAUUUAAAUGUGUCCAGUGUACUCCAGCAACGAUUUCAUCACGAGUUGGACCAAAAUGAUAUUCUCAUCCGUGCUGGGUUGAAGUGGCACCUUCCUGAGAUACGACUCUCAUCGCUUCGUAUUUGGACAACUUGUUUAGGAAAGACAUUAGGACAGUCGGAGAACAGCCGUAUUUUAGAGGAGUUCAUAUUAAGUAAUGGCAUGAGUUCCUCAACAAAUCUGCGAAAGGCAGUAGAAACAGCGUCAAGUUCAUGCAGUAUGUCGGAGGGAGGACUAUCAAAAUGGAACAAAAUGCUCGAAACAAUGAAAAUGCAAACAAAAUUAGAUGAAGAACAGCGUGGUACUAGUUAUCUUCCUGAUGAGCUCAGUGAUACCGAGCUUUUGCCAUUGCCGGCUCCAGAACAAGCUAAGGAGCGCUUAGAAGAAUUUCUCCGGAUUUCUGGAUCUGUUGAUGCAAAGACUUGCCCAGAUUUUCCAGUGCUGUAUGAGAAUUUGAGUAAGGCAGGAUAUAAUCAAAGGGUAUUCGCCAGAUUCAUAAUUGAUCUCAUCAAUCUCAUAAUAUCUCAUGAGGAUGCGGUAACAGCUUUAGAUUUGGUCUCUGGAGCGGUAACUAGGUGUCGCUUGAAGGUGGUAGUAGAUCAAGGAUGUGCAGCUAUAGAUGAAAUUCUCUCUCAACAACACUCUGAGGAACACUUUUUCUUCUUGAUAGAGUAUCGUUAUUGCUGGGCCAUGAAUCGCUUGAUUGCAAGUAACACACAAUGUCGCACAUUACCUUUAUCUCGGAUUCUAUGGUCUGUUUGCGAGAGAUCAAGAGAUUUGUUGCAGAUCUGUUUCGAAUCAUGCCGCUCAACUCUCUCCAACUCAUUCCUGGAUUCAAAAGUACACGAACGAGUGCUUAAGACUUUGAAAUUGUUCGCAUCAAAAGCGGAUUGCAAAAUGCCAGCUGAUUUCGUGGAAUUCUUGUUUUGGCAUUGUGUGGAUGCCCAGAAACAUAGCGAAUUCCUUGUCCGAAGUGCUGCUACUAUUUUGUUCGGUUUCGUUGUCCGUUAUAUCACGAAAAGUCGCAUUGUACCGGCCUUCUUCAUUGUCUCGACGAGGGGUAAAUUCUGGCGCGAGAUGGCGAAACGGUGCUCUUCACUGUCUAAACUGCCGUCACUUCAACGGAUUCUCCUUUUGAGUUUCCUUGCUCGUCUAACUUUAGGACAUAUUCAGUGCUAUUCAGCAACCGUUAAAGAAGAAAUACAGUCUUUGAUGUCGUCGGUAACAGGCCUACUGCGGCAUACGAAAGAUAUUCGUGAGCGUCGCUUCUGUCUGGAGAUUGCAGUAGCGAUGUCGCCAACCACUGCACACAACGACGUAUUAAAACUGCUUAAACAAAGAAAUCGAGACGAUGAAGGACAUUUAUUACGAGCAGAUUGUGAUUUUCUGGAGUAUGAUUUAAAGACAUUCGAUGGUGCUCGAGAUUUCCCGGAAUGUCGAGAAGUUCCAGUUGACCUCAAUCAGUCCCCCUAUGUGAAACUGAUUGAAAGCUCUCGAACUUCGAAUCAUGAGGAAGUUCUAGCCGAGAUUCAGAAAAUAUUUGCUUCUGUUAAAUCGCAUUCAGCUGAGUUGGAAUUUCAAGCGCUAGCAAUGGCUCUUACGCGAGUGGCUGUGAAUAUACGUAAGGCUGUAAAUGUUAACAAGUCUACCCGAAGUCAGUUAGUUGCACAGUGUUGUGCAAUUCUGAACCAUCCAUGGUGUUCUUCUCGAGCCGCGUCCAUAAUAAGCAGGGUACCAGUGUGUCUUGGGCUGACUAGAAACUACCUCCAAGGACGAUACACUGAGGAGGUGCUAAAGGAGUGGGAGAGCUCGGCUCCGGAGUAG